AUGGCGGCGCGGGGCGAGGCCGUUGAAGCGGCGGCCAACUUGGCCGUGGUGGUGCGGGCAGUCGGCGAGCUGUGCCUGGAAAACCGACCGGUUCCUGAACCUGGUCCUAAUGAAGUGCUUUUGAAAAUGCACUCUGUGGGAAUCUGUGGGUCUGAUGUGCACUACUGGCAACAUGGACGAAUUGGGAAUUUUGUGGUGAAGUCUCCAAUGGUGCUGGGGCACGAAGCUUCAGGAACCGUUAUUAAAGUAGGGUCUUCGGUGACCAAGUUAAAGAAAGGUGAUCGAGUAGCUGUUGAGCCUGGCGUCCCUCGAGAAAUAGACGAAUUCUGCAAAAUUGGACGUUACAAUCUAUCUCCAACCCUUUUUUUCUGUGCAACCCCUCCCGACGAUGGGAACCUGUGCCGAUAUUACAAGCACGAUGCCAACUUUUGCUACAAACUUCCAGAUAAUGUCACCUUUGAGGAAGGAGCUCUUGUGGAACCUCUUUCAGUUGCAAUUCAUGCCUGUAGAAGAGCUGAGGUGACCCUGGGUAGCAAAGUCUUCAUUUGUGGUGCUGGACCCAUUGGGCUCGUGACUUUGCUCAUUGCUAAGGCGAUGGGAGCCACGCAAGUGGUGAUUAGCGAUUUGUCGGCUCCCCGACUUGAGAAAGCUACAGAAAUUGGGGCUGAUUUCACCAUCCAGGUCAAGGGCCAGAACCCUGAGGAGCUGGCCAGUAUGGUGGAAACCUUGUUGGGUUGUAUGCCUGACAUUACCUUGGAGUGCACUGGGGCAGAAUCCUGCAUCCAGACUGGAAUCUAUGCCACCCGUUCUGGUGGGACUCUGGUUCUGGUGGGUCUGGGCCCAGAAAUGGUCACCUUGCCCAUUGUGAAUGCAGCGGUGCGUGAGGUGGACAUCCGUGGGAUAUUUAGAUACUGCAAUACGUGGCCCAUGGCGAUUGCGAUGCUUGCAUCGAAAAAAAUAAACGUGCAGCCCCUGGUGACUCACCGUUUCCCUUUGGAAAAGGCAACAGAAGCAUUUGAGGCAACCAAGAAAGGGAUCGGGAUAAAAAUCAUGCUAAAAUGUGACCCUCAUGACCAGAAUCCCUAAAAAAA
Messenger RNA from Protobothrops mucrosquamatus (brown spotted pit viper), 1091 nucleotides. It is a transcript of the gene SORD, whose product is annotated as sorbitol dehydrogenase. Gene Ontology annotation, molecular function: zinc ion binding; L-iditol 2-dehydrogenase (NAD+) activity. The transcript is spliced from 9 exons. The record is from RefSeq and is a predicted model, not a curated record. Gene Ontology annotation, biological process: D-sorbitol catabolic process. Bases 1 to 1086 code for a protein of 361 amino acids. NCBI's taxonomy places the organism in Eukaryota, Metazoa, Chordata, Lepidosauria, Squamata, Viperidae.